AUGGUUGGAAUACGUGAUGUGCCCAUCAUUCAUAUUGGCAAACAUAACAAUGUAGUUGUAGCUUAUAAAGAAAAGAAAUAUGUUGAAACGAUUAUUGUAGAAGAACGAAUACGAUAUAUAGAUCGAAGAAAGCAUGAUAAACCAAGGCAGAAUGUGAAAAUCAUCAGAAAACCAGUUGUUCUCAAAUCGGCAGAUGAUAGCAGUGAAUAUCUGUCAUCAUCAUCAGGUAGAGGAUCUGAUUCGGAUUGCAGUCAACGUAUGGAAUCGCCUUUACAUCGGAUGACUGCAACACCGCCUAAGGCAAGUCCCACUAUGUUCACUAAAUCGUAUCAACGAGAUAUUUAUUCUGGCACAUACAGCUCCAAAGGAUCAGGUAUGUCUGGCACCAGCUUAACAAUGAAUAUAAGGGAGAAUCGCGAACGCGAAAAACGGGAAAUGGCUCAUCUAAAUGAUAGAUUGGCAUCAUAUAUUGAGAAAGUGCGUUUCUUGGAAGCACAAAAUAAGAAAAUGGAAACGGAUUUGUUUGCAAUGAAGAAUCGUCUCGGCAGCGGAACAGAGCAUAUUCGAAUUUUCUGUGAAGAUAAGCUGAGUACGUCUGAGAAGUCAAUUAAGUAUUCUAAUGAUAAUCGGAAGAAACUAGAAGAUGAGAUUGUUAAUCUCAUGCCACAGCUUGCUAAAUUGCGUGAAAAGCUGGAAAAUGCUAAUGCGGAUCAUAAAACGUUCCUUGAAUCUGCUGAUACUUUGCUCAAAACUUUGAGUUCAUUAGAAGCAGAGAUUAAUUACUACAAACGCAAAAUCGAAUUAAUUGAGACGGAGAUUGCUGAUAUGAAGAAGAAAAAUCAAAAAAUUCUUGCCGAUCUCAAUAAUACUAGAAAAAAUAAAGACAAAGAGAUGCUUUCUCGUAUCGACUUCCAGAAUCAAGUUUCGGUGUUAUUGGAUGAAUGUCAGAGCAUCUAUUCAAAGCAAUCAAAUACAAUGACUGAUCUGUUGGUUCAAGCUCAUCGCGAUACAACUCCCGAAAAUAGAGAGUACUUUAAGAAAGAAUUGGCUGCUGCCAUUCAAGAAGUUCGUGAUGAAUAUGAAUUGAUAACGAAUGCUGCUCGUACCGACAUUGAGUCUUGGUACAAACUAAAGAUAAAAGAGAUUCAAACUUAUACCAAGAGUUCUGCCAUUGAGCAAACAUCCGCACGUGACGAGAUAACGAAGCAUCAGAAAAUUCUUAAAGAAUUGAGAUACCGUUUAUGUGACGUAGAAAGCCGUAAUCAUGUGCUCGAGAAGGAAAUUCAAGACCUCACCUACAUGAUAGAUGAUGAACACAGAAUGUUCGAAGCAGCCAUCAGCGAGAGAGAUUCAAACAUUCGAACUCUUCAAGAUGAAUGUCAAACCUUAUUGUUGGAAUUACAAAUGCUUCUUGAUACCAAAACAACCCUUGAUGCUGAAAUAGCAAUCUACAGAAAGAUGCUUGAAGGAGAAGAGAACAGAGCAGGCCUGCGACAACUUGUAGAACAAGUUGUCCGAACAGAUUAUUUGAGUAAAGACCAUCUAAUCGAUACAACCCUCAUUCGAACAUCCGAAACCUCAUCACGAACUAAUGUGCAACGUUCUUUCCAAGGAAACAUUCAAUUUUCUGAACGUUCACCUGAUGGUCAUUAUAUUGUAUUACAUAACAAUAAUCAAAUGAAAGAUGUUGAUAUGAACAAAUGGAAAAUCAAGAUUAUUGAUAAAACAAUUGAAAAUGUUUAUGUAUUCCCGAAAACAUUUGUAUUGAAUGCAAAUCAAUCAGUUAAGAUCUAUGCGCGUGGUCGAGGUCUUCAUUUACCACCCGCAUCUUUAGUAUAUGAUGAUGAUGAACAUUGGGGAACAUCUGCUAAUAUCCAACUCAUUCUUUACGAUAAAGAAGAUAAGGAGAAGGCCAAGUUGGCAUUCGAAAAAUCAGCAAAUUGA
Auanema sp. JU1783 is the source of this 1944-nucleotide messenger RNA. The record is from the annotation of a GenBank genome assembly. NCBI's taxonomy places the organism in Eukaryota, Metazoa, Nematoda, Chromadorea, Rhabditida, Rhabditidae.